CAAAACUUGCUGCUUUUAUUUUAUCAUCAAUGAAUUUUUGAUAAAGGUGGUUACAGUAGAAAACAUGGAAUCCUUAAUAAGAAAAAUAUCAGAAAUGAAAUUAUCUAUGGAAAUAAUUGAUGGUUACAAUGAUCAUGCCAAAGACUAUUGUGAAAGCCUUUUGGAGAGGGUGAAUAAUGGAAACUUGAAGAAGAAUGAACUAGAUUCUCUCCUGAACCAAUAUCAUAAAGAAGUAGGAGAACAAGAGGCAUUAAUAAAGGUAUUAGAAGAUAGGAAAGAGAGAUUAAUGUCUCUUCAAAAUAAAAAGAUACCUAAAUGUUUAUUGAUUGAAGAAUCUACAUUAUCGAAUCAAGACCAUAUUAUUAAAGAAAUCACAAAUCUGGACAUUUCGUCGCGUGAUAAGCCUUGCGGUGAAGCCUAUAAAAUAAAAGAAAAUAUUAAUCCUUUUUUCGAACCUUUAAUGGUGAAUAAUACUUUUACUGAAGGAACUCCAUCUUUUGCUAAUUCAACAUUUUUAAAGAAAGAAUUAGUGAAUGUGACACCUAAGCCGAGAAAAGACCUUGAAAUAUCUGUUAGCUUUGUAACCAAUGAAGAAUUCUCUCAGAUUCCAGGUUAUAUGAGGGGUCGAGUCACCAUGGACAAUAUCAAUGAAUUUAUUAAUAUUUUUAAUGUAACACUUACAAAAAAGUACGAAUUGCUUAAGAAGUCAAAGAAAAAUAAAAGUAAAUCUGAAUUGGAGCAAUGUUUGCUGUGGAAGGAACAGGAAAUAGGAGAAUUAAAAGGAACAUAUUUCUGUAAUGCAGAAGAUUUGGACAAACUCGGCAACAUUAAAAUAGGAAACAAAAAGUACCUGAACAUAAUUACCAUGCUUCGACAUAUUAAACGGAUAAAAGAAGUUCGAAACAUGAAAAUUAUAUAUUAUGUCGCCUGUUUUUAAGUUUCAUUUGUAUUACAUAUUUAUGUUUUGAAUUUAUCUUUAAUAAAAUGUACAUUUGUUUAUAAAUAGUUUAUAUGUAUUUAAUAAUAUAACAAAGUUUUAUACAGAGUGUUGAUUUUAAGAGAGAUAUAAUACAUUCUAUGAAAGAAAAGUUAGUCUUGAAAGAAAAAUGAUAAUGGAAAAAAUUGUAGAACAUGAAGUCUAGCAGAAUAUUUCCAUUGUUUGAGAUUUUGAUGGCACAUGUGCAAUUGAUGCAUAUUCAAACUGUCAGGUUCGCAAAUGAACCUUACAAUUAUGCAUAAUAUUUUAAAGGGUAAUUAAUUAUAAAUGAAAU
Nezara viridula (southern green stink bug) is the source of this 1271-nucleotide messenger RNA. NCBI's taxonomy places the organism in Eukaryota, Metazoa, Arthropoda, Insecta, Hemiptera, Pentatomidae. The record is from the annotation of a GenBank genome assembly.